CCCUUCCCCCAGUGCGGCUCCCGGGCCCGCGGAGCCUCCCGGGCCCCGCAGCCAUGAAGCCGAAACCCUUUGCCCACAAGACGGAGAACACGUACCGGUUUCUUACUUUUGCUGAACGUCUCGGGAACGUUAAUAUCGAUAUCAUCCAUCGGAUUGAUAGGACUGCCAGUUAUGAUGAGGAGGUGGAAACCUACUUUUAUGAAGGACUACAGAAAUGGAGAGAAUUGAACCUCACAGAGCAUUUUGGAAAAUUUUACAAAGAAGUUGUCGGCAAAUGUCAGUCGUUCAAUCAGCUGGUUUACCAUCAGAGUGAGAUUGUCCUGAGCUUGAAGACCCACCUGCAGAUCAAGCACAGCCUGGCCUACCAGCCGCUUUUGGACCUGGUUGUUCAGUUGGCUCGGGAUCUUCAAACUGACUUCUAUCCAAAUUUUAAAGAUUUUUUCCUGGCCAUCACAGCGAUUCUAGAGACCCAGGACACUGAGUUGUUGGAGUGGGCUUUUACCUCCCUCUCUUACCUUUACAAAUAUCUAUGGAAACUUAUGGUCAAGGACAUGCCAAAUAUAUACAGUUUAUACAGUACACUCCUGGCUCACCACAAACUACAUAUAAGGAAUUUUGCAGCGGAAAGCUUUACAUUUUUGAUGAGAAAGGUUUUGGAUCAAGACUGCCUGUUUAAUUUAAUGUUUCUUGACCUUGGCAAACAUCCCACAAAAGUGGAAGGUGUUGGACAGUUACUUUUUGAAAUGUGCAAAGGAGUCAGAAAUAUGUUCCAUUCCUGUGCAUCCAAGGUCAUCAAGGUAAUUCUAAGGAAGCUCGGCCCAGUUACUGAGACCAAAGCCCAGCUGCCGUGGGACCUGGUGGCCGAAGCUGUCAGGCAGAUGGUAAAGUCUUCAGCUGCCUAUGUCUACAAGGACCAUUUUGGAGUGUUUUGGGAAUGUUUGCAGGAAUCACUCCUGGAGCUCCAGGACAAAAUGUUCAAGCCUCGCGGCCCAGGUGGUUCAGACCAAAUGGAAAGGCUGCUGCAGCCCUACCUCAUCCUCGUGAGACAUGCCAGUGGCUCCAAAGUGGCACAGCCCGAAGCAGUGUGUACGAUAAUAUUGCAAACAUUCGACAUCCCUGGUCUCUCCACAUCUUGCCGUAAGACCCUCCUUGAGGUGAUUUCUGCAUUAGUCUUGGGGGAAAAUGUUUCCUUGCCAGAGACCCUCAUCCGGAAAGCUGUGGAAAAGACUUUUGAAAGUGGAUUUGAAAGGCGUUUGAUUUUUGAUUUCUCCAGAGGGAUGUUUGCUAUGAAACAGUUUGAACAGCUUUUCCUGCCGACUUUCUUGGAGUAUGUUGAGAACUGCUUCUUGGCCGAUGACGAUGCUGCCAGAGAUGAGGCCUUGGCCAUCCUGGCGAAGCUCAUUCUGAACAAAGCCCCACCGCCCACCGUCGGCUCCAUGGCCAUCGAAAAGUACCCCCUGACUUUCAAGGCGAGGCCUGUGGGACCCCGUACCAGACAGAAGAAAACCAGGACAGGUGGGGAGGUGGAGCAGCGGCCGGUGUUGGGCCACGUCUUAUCCCUAAUCCAGUUACCACCAAACGCAGGGGCUGUUUCCCUUUGCCGUCCGUGGGCUGCGCUUGUGGUGCUGCCUCACCUCCGACCGAUGGAGAGAGAGAACAUAGUGCCUCUGGUCAUGAGAUUCAUAAACUCCUCCUUUGCAGCCAUUGAUGAAGGAAGUGUUGGUAAAGGGGACUUGUUUGUCCUGUGCCAGGCAGUAAAUGCACUGCUGAGUUUAGAAGAGUCUUCUGAAAUUCUGCAGUUGGUUCCUGUGGAAAGAGUGCAGAACCUCUUGGAGAUGCUCCCGGAGGAGCCUUCUGUCCUGCUGCUGGCCGACCUCUAUUAUCAGCGACUGUCCUUGUUCGGCUGUAAAGAACCUCUAGCCGAGGAGACUUUAAUGAGCUUAUUUGUCAGCCUGCAAGCAAAUAUCUCCACCGGUGUGUCCAAGAUUCGCCUUCUGACGAUAAGAAUCCUAAACCACUUUAAGGUGCAGCUUCCCGAGGCGAUGGAGGAUGAUGGGAUAGGGGAACAGCAAUCCAUCUUUGCCACGUUGCUACAAGCCGAACUUGUCCCAGCAACUGUGAAUGAUUAUCGAGAGAAGCUUCUGCAUUUGAGAAAACUGAGACACGACUUGGUCCAGGCGUCCAUUCCUACUGGGCCUUUACGUGAGGUGCCGCUCCGUUAUCUGCUCAGCAUGCUGUAUAUUAACUUCAGCGUCCUCUGGGAUCCCAUUAUUGAACUCAUCGCUUCCCAUGCCAAUGAAAUGGAAAACAAAGCCUUCUGGAAAGUCUACUAUGAGCAUUUAGAGAGAGCCGCUACACGUGCUGAGAAGGAACUGCAAAAUGAUUCCAGAGAUAAGCAUCUCCGAGAUAAAGGUGGUGAGAAGACCGAUUCAGGAGAUGUGGGCGCCCUUUAUCAUGAACAGCUGGAACAAAGAACCGAUUGUCGGGAAAGGCUGGACCACACCAACUUUCGCUUUUUGCUCUGGAAGGCCCUGGCAAAAUUCCCGGAGAGGGUUGAGCCCCGGUCCCGGGAACUUUCCCCUCUUUUCCUGAGGUUUAUCAGCAAGGAGUAUUACCCAGCCGACCAUCAAGUAGCCCCCACCCAGGAUCUUCUGAAGAAAGGCAGCGCGGCCCAGGAAGAGGAAAGAGAGGAGGGGGCGCCCAUGGAGGGUGACGAGGGAGCCGCGGACGGGGAGGAGCUGGCUGACGACACCCUGUUGCUUGGAUCCCGAAAGAAGAAGACCAGGAGAGCCGCAGCCAAGCAAUUAAUUGCUCACCUGCAGGUUUUUUCUAAAUUUUCAAACCCUCGGUCCUUAUAUCUGGAAUCACAGUUAUAUGAACUAUAUCUGCAGUUAUUGUUGCAUCCUGAACAAGAUGUGCAAAAAAUAGCCCUGGAGUGCAUCAUGACAUAUAAGCACCCCCAUAUUCUGCCCUACAAGGAGAAUCUGCAGAGGCUGUUGGAAGACAAGAGCUUUAAAGAAGAAAUUGUCCAUUUUAGCAUUUCAGAAGAGAAUACAAUUGUGAAAACAGCUCACAGAGCUGAUCUCUUUUCAGUUCUUUUGAGAAUUCUUUACGGACGCAUGAAAAACAAGACUGGAAGUAAAACUCAGGGCAAGUCAGCAUCGGGGACGCGCAUGUCGAUUGUCCUGCGGUUCCUGGCGGGGUCAUCGCCUGAGGAGGUCCACAUGUUCUUAGACCUGCUGUUUGAGCCCGUGAAGCACUUCAGAAAUGGGCCCUGCCACUCUGCAGUUCUGCGAGCCGUGGAAGACCUGGAUUUGUCCAGAGUCAUUCCCUUGGGCCGUCAGCACGGCGUCUUCAACAGCCUGGAGCUGGUCUUAAAGAACAUCGGUCACCUGGUCAGCCCUUACUUGUCCGAGAUUCUGCAGAUCCUGCUCUGCAUGACAGCGACAGUGUCACACGCCCUUCAGCAGAGAGAGAAGGUACAGCUGAGGGUCGUUAACCCCCUAAAAAAUCUGAGGCGCCUCGGACUCAAGUUGGUUGAUGAGUUUUUUUCCGAGCAGGAGUCUUACAACUUCAGCGUAGAAGAAAUUGAUGCUGUUUUCCAAGGUGCUGUUUGGCCUCAGAUCACCAGACUUGCAUCUGAAAGCCAAUAUUCACCGACUCUUCUACUGAAACUUAUUCAUACUUGGAGCAAAAACCCCAGGUACUUCCCUUUGCUGGCUAAACAGAAGCCUGGUGAGCCAGAGUAUGACAUCCUCAGUAACGUGUUUGCUGUUCUCUCGGCCAAGAUCAUGUCUGAAGCCACAGCCAGUGUUGUCAUGGAUAUAGCCGACAACCUCCUUAACAUACCGGAUUUUGAGCCCACAGACACAGCGUCCAACCUCACUGUGACUGGAUGUGUUUACACAGAGAUAACGGAAAAUGUAGACGAAUCCAUCACCCUGGGCGGAAGGCUGGUGCUGCCCCAGGUGCCUGCGAUCCUUCAGUAUCUCAGCAGAACCAUGGUCAACGUUGAGAAGGUGAGAAAGAAGAAGUACCGGGCCCAGGUCAGCAAGGAGCUCAGCAUCCUAUCCAGGAUCAGCAAGUUUAUGAAAGACAAAGAGCAGAGCUCUGUCCUCAUCACCCUGCUCCUUCCUUUCCUGCACCGAAGCAGCAUUGCCGAGGACACUGAGAUUGAUAUCCUGGUGACUGUACAGAACUUGUUAAAGAAUUGUCACGACCCAACAAGUUUCCUGAAGCCUCUGUCACGGCUUUUCUCUGUCAUUCAGAACAAAAUGUCCCGACAGAUGCUCUGUACAGUUUUUCAGACGCUUUCUGAUUAUGAGAGUGGAUUAGAGUACAUUACAGAAGUUGUCAAGCUGAAUGCCUUUGACCAGAGACACCUGGACGACAUCAACUUUGAUGUUCGCUUGUCAGCCUUCCAGAAAAUCACCUCUUACAUCAAGGAGAUGGAAACUGUAGACAUCACCUACCUGGCCCCUGUAAUGCACAAUUGUUUCUACACGUUGCAGCUGAAAGACAUGGCCCUGAGUGACAGCGCCAGCCUGUGUUUGAUGAGCAUCAUCCAUCGGCUCGCGGCCCCGGACGUCAGCGAGGCGCAGUACCGGGAAGUCAUUCAGCGCACCCUCUUGGAGACCCUGAGGAAAGGCCUGAAGAGUCCAACCGAGAGUAUCCAGCAGGAAUACACAACUUUACUUUCCUGUUUAAUUCAAACCUUUCCAAACCACCCAGAAUUUAAAGACUUGGUUCAGCUUAGUGACUUCAAUGAUCCUGAAAUGGACUUUUUUGAGAACAUGAAGCACAUUCAGAUCCAUAGAAGGGCCAGAGCCUUGAAGAAACUAGGCAAGCGUCUGAUGGAGGGCAAGAUCGUUCUGUCUUCCAAGUCUCUCCAGAAUUACAUUAUGCCCUAUGCCACAACGCCAAUUUUUGAUGAGAAGAUGCUUAAGCAUGAAAACAUAACAACAGCUUCCAUGGAGCUUAUUGGAGCUAUCUGCAGGCACCUUUCCUGGCCGGGAUACAUGUAUUACUUGAAAUAUUUCAUUCACAUUUUACACACAGGACAGAUCAAUCAGAAGUUGGGUGUCAGUUUGUUAGUCACAGUAUUAGAAGCUUUCCACUUUGACCGUGAAACUCUCGAGAAACAAAUGGAAAAAAUUCAGAAUGAAGAAAGUGCCAUGGAGGUGGAUGUGCCAGCAGAGCACGAAGCCAUGGAAUUGGAUCACGCCAGCGGGGAGGAGGAGGAGGAGGAGAAGAGGAAGAUGUUGUGCGAGGCGGAUGAGAAGCUCCGGGGGCCAGCCCCGGAGGCGUCUGCUGCGGAGCCCGAGGACGGCGCCCCGGUCUUUCCCGGCCUCCCAAAGAGCAAGGAAGAGCUGGAGAAUCUGAUCCAGCAGAUUCACAAAACCGUCACCAGCAGCAUCCUGCCCAAACUUCACAAAUGCCUCUCUGCCACGACGAAAAGGGAUGAAGAGCACAAGCUCGUCAAGUCCAAGGUCGUCAACGACGAGGAGAUCGUCCGGAUCCCGUUGGCCUUUGCCAUGGUCAAACUCAUGCAGUCCCUGCCCCAAGUAGUCAUGGAAGCGAAUCUGCCGAGUAUUUUGCUGAAAGUGUGUACCCUCCUAAGGAACAGAGCCCAGGAAAUCCGUGACGUUGCGCGCAAUACCCUCACAAAAAUAAUAGAGACCUUGGGUGUGCAUUAUCUGCAAUACAUUUUAAAAGAAUUACAGACCACUCUUGUUCGUGGAUAUCAGGUUCACGUGCUCACCUUCACUAUUUACAUCUUGCUGAAAGGUCUCGCAAGCAGCCUGAAAGUUGGAGAGUUGGAUCCUUGCUUGGACAUCAUGAUUGGGGUUUUUAACCACGAGCUGUUUGGCAGUGUCGCCGAGGAGAAGGAGGUGAAGGGGAUCAUCUCCAAGGUCAUGGAGGCCCGACGAAGCAAAAGCUACGAUUCUUACGAAAUCCUCGGCACGUUUGUCGGGAAGGAUCAGGUCACCAAGCUCAUCCUUCCACUGAAAGAGAUUUUACAGAGCACCACCAGCCUAAAGCUGGCCCGCAAAGUGCACGAAGCCUUACGCCGCAUUGUAGUGGGCCUGAUUGCAAAUGAGGAAAUGACUGCCAAGUCCAUCCUGCUGCUUAGCUACGGGCUGAUCAGUGAGAACCUCCCUCUGUUAACAGAGAAAGAAAAGUCCUGCAUCCGUAGGAGCCACGCCGAGCCACCUCCUGAUCCACGCCUGCCCCCGCAGAGCUGCCUCCUGCUCCUACCCACCCCCAAGCGAGGAGGGCAGAAAGCCGCUGUGAGCCGUAGGACCAACAUGCACAUAUUUGUCGAAUCUGGGCUCCGGCUGUUGCACAUGAGCCUGAAGCGGUCAAAGGUCAACUCCUCUGAUGAGCAUGUGCUUGAGAUGUUGGACCCUUUCACGCCGCUGCUAAUUGAUUGCCUCAAGUCCAGAGAAGCCAAGGUCAUCACGGGUGCUUUACAGUCUCUCAUCUGGGUGCUGAAGUUCCCCCUGCCUUCCAUCACGAAGAACUCAGAGAAGCUUACCAAGCAGCUCUUCCUCCUGCUCAAAGACUACGCCAGGCUCGGGGCCGCCAAAGGCCAGAACUUCCACCUGGUUGUCAACUGUUUCAAGUGUGUGACCAUCCUUGUGAAGAAGGUCAAGUCCCACAAGAUCACGGAGAAGCAGCUCCAGGUCCUGCUGGCCUAUGCCGAGGAGGACAUCUAUGACUCGUCGCGACAGGCCACCGCGUUUGGUCUCCUGAAGGCCAUUUUAUCAAGAAAAUUGAUGGUCCCAGAAAUUGAUGCUGUCAUGAAGAAAGUCUCCCAGUUUGCAAUUACUGGACAAAGUGAACCAGUCAGAGUCCAGUGUAGACAGGUUUAUCUGAAAUACAUCCUUGACUACCCUAUUGGUUCCAAACUGAAGUCCAACUUGGAGUUCAUGCUGGCUCAGCUGAACUAUGACUACGAGGCGGGAAGAGAAUCUGCGUUGGAAAUGAUAGCCCACCUUUUCGAGACCUUCCCUCAGGGACUGCUCCACGAGAACUGUGGGCUCUUCUUUGUGCCCCUUUGUCUCAUGAUGAUCAAUGACAACUCCCCCAAGUGCAAGAGAAUGGCUUCCAUGGCCAUCAAGCUGCUGCUCAGCAAGGUCAGCCUGGAGAACAAGGACCUGAUGUACGUGCUCGUGCUCAAAUGGUUUGGGAGUCAGAAGAGUCUGCAGAAGCGCUUGGCUGCCCAGACCUGCGGCUUGUUUGUGGAGGCCGAAGGUGUGGCUUUCGAGAGGAGAUUCGGGACGGUCCUCCCUGUGAUCGAGAGAGAGCUUGAGCCUUCCCAGCUCCGAGAUCUCAUUGAAGAAACUGAUGAAAAAGCAUCGGACCGACUUCUCUUUGGUUUUCUUACACUGAUAACUAAACUCAUCAAGGAAUCCAAUUUUCUUCAGCUCACCAAACACCCUGAGAGUCUGAACAACAUUUGGAAUCACAUCCAGUCCCAUCUGUCCCACCCCCACAGCUGGGUGUGGCUCACUUCAGCCCAGAUUUUUGGAUUAUUGUUCGCCUCUUGCAAACCAGAAGAACUGAUUAAGAGAUGGGUGACCCAGAAGUCUGAGAAGAAACAGUCAGGCCCGGUGGCCGUGAACUUCCUAACCAGAGACCUGGAUCAGAAGAUGAAGAGACUGGCUUUAGCUUUUUGCUUUCAGUUGCAGUCGAAGUUUUUGGAUCAGUCUCUGGGAGAACAGAUUGUUAAGAAUUUGUUGUUUGUUGCCAAAGUCAUCUAUCUUCUGGCACUCCACGCGGAGGAGAAGAAAGGUGCCUCCGAGGUGAACGCAGAGGCACCUGCCCCAGAAACAUCCCAGACCGCGUCCCAGACCGAGGGUGGUGAGGGUGAUGCGGGGAGGGCCGAAAAAGCGUCUGACGGUGAAGGUGAAGAGGCUGGGACGGAAGAGAAGGAGGGGGCAGAGGAAGCGCAAGACAGACCCGCCAACCUGUACUGGCUGAUCCACAAGCUGUCCAUCACGGCCAAACGAGAAGCCGCAUAUUCGCCCAAAAAUCCCUUGAAGAGAACCUGCAUCUUUAAGUUCCUUGGCGCUCUGGCCAUUGAUCUGGGCCCCGACAAGGUCCGGCCUUUUCUCCCCAUGAUCCUCGCUCCGCUCUUCCGGGAGCUGAAUAGCACCUACUCAGAGCAAGACCCUGCGCUGAAGACCCUCUCCCAGGAAAUCCUGGAGCUGCUGAAGAAGAUGGUCGGCCUGGAGGCCUUCUCGUUGGCGUUCGCCUCCGUGCAGAAGCGGGCCCGGGAGAAGAGGGCGCUCCGCAUCAGGCGGAAGGCCCUGCAGUUUGUGACUCAUCCCGACAUCGCUGCCAAGAAGAAGAUCAAGAAGCACAAGAACAAGAGCGAGGCCAAGAAGAGGAAGAUCGAGUUCCUGCGGCCAGGCUACAAGGCCAAGAGGCAGAGGAGCCACAGCCUGCGGGACCUGGCCAUGGUGGAGUGAGGCCGGGGCCGCCCCGCACGCCAGGCGGGCCCCUGCAGCGUGUACAGUUCCCAUGUCCAGAAUGCCCACGAUUUUAAACAUUAAAUACGCGCAGAGUUUUAUACUGA
Molecule: messenger RNA, 8584 nt
Organism: Vombatus ursinus (common wombat)
Lineage: Eukaryota; Metazoa; Chordata; Mammalia; Diprotodontia; Vombatidae
Gene: UTP20
Product: UTP20 small subunit processome component
Exons: 62
Coding region: 54-8477 (2807 amino acids)
Cellular component (GO): nucleolus; 90S preribosome; small-subunit processome
Source: RefSeq, a predicted model, not a curated record